This is a messenger RNA of Diorhabda sublineata, 11287 nucleotides long. Its product is annotated as RB1-inducible coiled-coil protein 1. The coding region runs from base 539 to 5017 and encodes 1492 amino acids. Gene Ontology annotation, cellular component: phagophore assembly site membrane; extrinsic component of membrane; Atg1/ULK1 kinase complex. The record is from RefSeq and is a predicted model, not a curated record. Gene Ontology annotation, biological process: autophagy of mitochondrion; autophagy of peroxisome; reticulophagy. Gene Ontology annotation, molecular function: protein kinase binding; molecular adaptor activity. The transcript is spliced from 17 exons. NCBI's taxonomy places the organism in Eukaryota, Metazoa, Arthropoda, Insecta, Coleoptera, Chrysomelidae.
GAUAAUGAAUUGCAUGUCACAAGUCGUUUUAAGUUUGCAAAAUAACACUUCCUAGUCAGCUGAUUGUUAAUUUACGUUUUGAAAUAGAAUGUCUAAUUAUAACCAGUCGUGUAUAUUGAAACGAAAUGAUGAAAAUUGAAGUAAUUUGUAGUGAAAAUGGUGGAAACAAAAAGAUUAGUGUUUACCAAUAUCAGCUGCGAAAAUGCCAUUAAACUGUCAUAACAAUGGUUGAAAAAAACUAAAAAUUCUUUGUGAUCGGAGUGUCCAACACCUCUUAGGUGCGAUUUAGUAUUAAAAAUCGUUUUUACGCAUUUGAUUUAAAACAUGUUCGGGAGUUCAUGAAUUAUUGUUUCUUUGUUUAUUUUUGUGUUGGGUAAACACAUUCUAAUUUUCCAAAAUAGUCGUUAACUAGUUGUGCUUAAUUGUGUUUAUUUAAUUAAAUGUUAUGUUUUUGUUGAUAAGGAUACCCUACAUAUACGAUACAGUAUCGACUCGGUAUGCUUAGAAGAUUGUUAUUUGAAUAAAUUUGAGACUCAAGAUGCUGCACAUAUUCCAUGUCGAUGCCGGUCAAAUGAUCACAUUAGAUAUGAAUCUAGCCCUUGAAACAGUGGGCAAUUUAAAGAAUGUGAUCCAAGAAGAGCUUAACAUUGCAGCUAACAAGAUGGUGUUGCUAAUAAGUGGAGGUAUAUCAUUGAAUAAUCGCAUGAGGGUGUGUUCCUAUUCUGCCGGCACGGAUACAAACCCGAUAUUUCUAUUUAGCAAAUCUAUUAUCGAAUCUCCCAUACCUCCACUACCCGGCUUAGACUCAGCAAGUGAAAGUGAUAUUGAACAAAAAGUCCGUGAGCACUGUGAUAUGCCGGUAACAUUUGCUACAGUCGGAAAAAGGACUCAAUUAGCUCAACACCUUCUGGAAUUAGCUAGAAAACAUCUAUCGAUCUGCGAAAAUCUUGUCCAUGAUCAACAUCUUCAGCAACAAGGAUGGGCCGCCGUUGUAGCGAACCUAGAAGACUCCACAAACUCAUUUCGGAAAGCGGUUGUAGAUUCAGAAAAACAGUUCAGACACUAUCUUAAGAUGAGAGAUUUUUACAUAAAAAUUUUAAAAUUGGAAGAUCCAGCUGAAGGUGAAAAUUCUGAUAAAAAAGAAGACAUAAGACAAAGCUCAGUCGUUUUUUCAAUAUCGCCUGAGCAACAGGAUGAUUACUUAAAGAGAAAUCCAUCAAGAAUCUUUUUCGAAAGAGAUUUAGAGGUACUGAAAAGGAUUCCAGUUUUGCCAUCCUUACUAAUGCCAGCUGCGAAAACCUUUAUAGAAAACUUCAAGGCAUCGAUAAGGGAAGAUGAGGAAGCUUCUAGUAGCACUUCACAGACAAGUAGAGUAAUCACUCUGUUUGAUUGGAUAAACGCCACCAAAAAAUAUGGACCAUUAGAUAAAUUAUACGAAAUUUGUUGCGUAGGCGUUCAGCAGAUUGAUAAGCAACUCUACCAGUCACUCUCCAAAGAUUUCGCAGAGGUUAUCAAAAAUGCAGACAAUAUCCAAAUGAAGGAAAUUAAAGGAUUGGGAGAACGACUGUCUGGGCUAGAAACACUUAUGAGGGAAGCCAAGAAGCUGGUCAAGCAACAAGCAGAAUUAACUCUCUCGUUCGUUAAUAAUCAAAGCCGGGCAAGUAAUACAAAAGAUCCAUCGGUACUUCCCGAUUUAUGUACGUCUCAUAAAAAACAACUAGCAAUGAUGGCAAGCUACCACGCUCAAAUAUGUGACAUUCGAAGAAGAUGUGCCAAAGCGAAAGAAGAACUAAGUAUAAAUCUGUAUCAUCGGCUCAAAUGGGUAAUGUAUAUCGAAGAUCGAGUUACAGAAGCCUACUACAAAAUGGACGCAUAUGGUAGUGAUAUAGAUAAACUUAAAUACAACAUAGGUCUUCUCCAGCAAAUGCAUAUGUGUCCAACCUACUAUCUAUCCGCUCUUACCGAAGUAGUCAGAAGAAGAACAUUUUCUCAACAGUUUUUAUUGUGGGCAUCCGAAUUAGCCUGCCGUCUGCUUGCAAUAUACAAUGAAGAGGUGACUCGAAGAAAGGAGUUUCGAUCUCAGUUCCAAGGGCACUUCCUUAAUGUUUUAUUUCCCGGUAUGGAAGAUCUUCCUCCAAAUUUCGCUACUCAAGCACCUCCGAUGUUUGACAUGUCUCUGCCCCCGAUAACGCAGGAAGAUAUAGAUACUCUGAAAACAGAAAUUCCAGACUUAGCAGAUAAGCUGAAUGUACCAGAUACAAAGAGUUAUACGAAUUUUUUUCUAUUAAAUUCUCUUACUAGAAAAGAAGAAGAAACGGAGGAUACAGUAGGUAAUGAAGAAGCAUUGAAAGCAGUUGAAGAAAAACUGAUACAGGCAGUUAAUGAUGUAGGUUUGGCUAGCGAUUUAGACAAGGACAUAUUGAGAUGUACUGGUAGUGAGCCUUGUCUCACUACUGCAGUUGGUAUAACACAACAUAAAGAGCUAGACAAAGGCUGUGAAUCUGAAACGGAUACUGAGGAGUUUGAGAAAGUGUGUCAAAGUCCUCCUGAACCUAAUUUCGAUAGGAAUAUACCAUCACUUCGUCCGCACACCCAAGAUGCAUCUACCUCCACAGAGGUCAGUGACAACAAAACGUCUCUUCCUCCCAAAAAACCUCCUAGAACUUUCCAACAAAAACCCACUCAACAAGAACACUCCUCUUGUCACACCCAAAGGACUUUAAGCGUCAGUUCCAAUACUGAUUCAUUUACUAACAUCAAACAUCCAUCCUUAGAAUCCAUAGAAGAAAUUUCUAAUGUUAGACCUACAGAUAGUUGCUUCAACUCCCACUAUCACGGAAAUCCCGUGCUUAGAUCUAAAUCCAUUUCACCUCACACUCCACAGAGUCCGCAGGUAAAUAGUCCCUUGGGCCACCAAACUACGCAGAACCUCGCCGGAGUAGGAGAUUUUUCAAAUGAUGAAUUUUACAUCGACGAGAGCCUACCGUCGAGCCUUAGUAUCGAAACGGGACACAGUCAAGGCUCCGAAUUCAUUAAACAACUCGAUACCGCUCAUAACGUCGUGGCUUUGUUGCAGGAUAAUCUUCAAAUAUCCAGAACCGAACAUGAUCGAUUAAAAAAUGUACUCGGUAAACUUCAUCAGUUAGCAAUGGAAGCAACCCUGGAUCUCCGAUCUGAACUUUCUGCCCUGAAAACACACGUGUUAGCUACACAAAACUGUACUAGUCAAUACUGCGAUAGCCUAACGAAUUCUUGGGAAAAUCUAAUCGUCUUGCGUGAACAAAAAGAAAAGGAUACUCUAGAAUCAAUUACAAAAAAUCAUGAAGAUGCAAUUAAGGAAUUGAGUAAACGAGAAGAAGAAAAUAAUAAACAAAUUGAAAAUUUACUGAAUGAUAAAGUUUCUUUAGAAAACGAUCUUCUGAAAUCUCGUGAGUUGUUAGAAGAAUUGAAAGAAAACUUAGUUAAAUUAAAUGAAGAAAAUAUCAAAAUAAAAGAAGAUCUUCAGAACCAGUUACUUGAAAAAGAUCAAGAAAUGAAUAAAUUAAUAAAAGAAACUUCGGAUAGGCUAGUUAAGGAUCAUAAAGCUGAGAUCGAAAAUAUAAGAUCUAGAUUUAAAUUAAUGACUAUGGAAAGGAGUCCUUCAGAUAAUACCUUUGAAAAAUCAUUGGAUUCCAAUAAUUUACAAAGUAACUCUACUUUCCUUCAACAAAUGAAAGAUAAUUUCGACCUAGAAAAAGAAAAGGCAGUUAACGAUGCUGUAGAACAAGAACGAACAACAUUAAUGGAAUUAAUGGAUAAUAGGAUCCGAGAAAUCGAAUCGAAGUUUCUAUCAGAAAAAAAUCUGGCUUUACAAGAUCUAGCGAUAAAAAUUUCAGAAGAAAAAGAUAAACAAAUCGAAGUUCUUAUGGAAAGAGAAAAGAAUCUAACUUUAGAAUGCAUCAAAUAUAAAGGAACAAUUCAACAAUUAGCCGAAAGUGCGACGGAGAGUUCGGAUGUUGAGUUAUUGAAGAUGAUUAGCACACUGCAAAGCGAAAAAGAAGCUUUAAUAGAAGAACUAGAAAAUAGUAAAAUGUCGAAAGAUAAGUCUAUAGAUAUGUCAACAUCCGUGGCUGUUUGCGAAGCUAAAGUUGAUGUAACUACUAGUCCUAUGAAACGAAAAGACGAGAAAAAAUCGGAAUAUACACAGAAAGGUAUUAUUAAUAUUGAAAGCUGCAAACCUGGUGAUCGUGUAAUAGUUUGCUGGGACAAAGAUCACGAAAAUUUUAGAGUUGUACAGGACAAACAGCAUCUUUAUUUUUUACAUUCUGACUAUUUAGAAGAAUUAGGCUUUGAAAUCAAUGAAAAUGGACCUAAUAAGUUUUUUUGUAUAGGCGAAGUAAUCAACAAAGAAUAUUGUUACGCUAGAAAGUCGGAUAAUAGAUACAAAGUACCAAAAUGCACCAAGUUCUUCCGAGUGAAAGUCCGACCGCCAACAGCUCUAGCACGCGACGUUACGCAAAGCCUUUACCAACCCUCCAGUAGCCAAAAUACAUUACGAAUGACUCGAAGUCAAUCGGCUGCUUCUUCAUAUUCAGAAGACGAUAAACCAGCUACUCAAUUACCCUCGACGUAUCCUAUUUCAGUUAUUCUGGAAGGAGAUCAAAUCGACGGAUCAGAUAUUCUUCAAGAUAGAGAUAUAUGCCAAGACCACUGUAAUAUACAAGAAAAUAAGUCAGAACAUGAGUCCGAAAAUAACGAAAAAUUAGUGCAAAAUAGAGUGCAAUGGCCCGAACAACACUUUGCUGAAGAUAGUGGUAUUGUUGAAAAUGUGGAAGAGGUUAUGGCAGCUUUUGAUAAUACUCCCCCAGUAGAAGGCGAAAACAAAAAUACUUUAGAUGUUUGUGAUCGGGAUUGUAAACAUGUUUUUCAAGAACAGCACGGUUAUGUCACCAACACGUGGCUGGAAAUGAUACUUAGUAGAGUGUUUACUAAAAGCAUUCGAAAUCAGAGAGACUACAUUGAAAAAAGCACAGAGUGAAGAGGAUAAUUUGCAGUUUGCAGACAACAAACCCAUCGAAAAUACUUUUCUCGUAAUUUAAGAAACUUCACUUAGCAUGGAUCUGUGGACUACAUGUUUAAUUUUAUUGUGAUAUUGAUAUUCUGCUACCUGAGUAAAUAAAUGGGAGAUAUGAUUGACAUUUGUCAGUUUUGAGUUGACAGUUCAUGUUUAAAAUAAUAUUUUGUUUAUAUAGAGAGGACUUUAGAAGGAAAUAUUUAGUUUGGGAAAAAAUCGUUAUAUUUUAGCUGCUGCCAUGAUUAAAAUUUAAUUUAGAUUUUUUCCUCGGUUAUGAACUGACAGCAUAAAUCUUGUCGGUUAAUCUCCUUUCUUACAAUGAUAAUAAUUUAUAAUUUCUUAUAAAUUUCUCUAAUUUUUUCAUUUCUAUAAGAGAAUCGGUAUUUGUUGAAGGUUACCAUAUUUAUACCUUUUACUGAUUUACAUUUGAAUCUUAGGUUGUAGAUUGAGGUGAUUUAAAAAAAUUUAAAAAAAACAUAAAAUUUGAAAACAAGUAAUACAGUUUUUAGGAAUCAAUCAUUAUUAUUUGACGAAAAAUCAAAAACAUUUUUGUUUGAAUUUUGUACAUAUAGAAUAGUAAAAAAUGAUGCUGUUGUUUAUUAAAAAGUAAUUAGUAUUUUCAAUACUAAUAAUUUUUCAUUCUUCAAAAUAUUUGGAAUUUUGAUACCUCAUCCAUUCAUCAAAAAGUAUAUGUAAAUAUUUUUUUGAAUAUUACAGUGUUUACAAAAUAAGUUAAUUUGUCAGUAAUAGUAUAUUAAUAGUUAUGGAAAACUAAACUCACUUCAAAGUAUUAAGUAUACCAGUAGUUGACAAAUAUUUUACACUCUCAAUAGUGUAUAGUAGGAUAUUCUUUAUGUACGUCCAUAUAUUCUUCUUCAGGAUUUCUUAUAGUGCUAACUUUCAUUACCACGUCAAAUUUGCGGUACAAAACCCGAAUCCAUUAUAUAUAUGGACUAGAAGUUUAACCUCCAAAGGUGUUUUGCUUUAUGGCUUUCUGCAAACAAACAAGAUCAAUUAUAAAACUUGUCGAUUGACUAACAUAAAAGAAUAUUUUAGUCCUGGUGAGACUUCAAGGUCCCCAUUAACAAACUAGAGCUUUAUUCACCAGGUCAACUCUCCUAAUAGUUCGAACUUUUUAAAGGUGAUACCACAACAUCAAAAAAUUGUAAGUACCAUGGCGCAGUCCGCUUUGCAAAUUUUUUGUAACUUUCAAUAAUUUUUGGGCUUCCUCAAGCUUUCCACUGUUUAUUUUCGUACCGAAAUAAACUUCUCUUGUCCUAAAUAGUCAUCUUGUUCCUUUAUGAUAACUUUGCAGCUUCUAAUUUCUUAUUGUCAGUUUCAGUCGCUUCAGUGGCUUCACAAUAUUUUUUCUAUUGAUUGGAUUAAACGCUUAUUGGAAAUCUAAACACAGCGUUUACAUAUCAAUCUGGUGCUCAUGUGAUUUUUCCACUCUCUGGUUAAUGGUAGGUCAUGCAAAUUGUGGAUUUACAUGACUUGCCAUUAACGAAUAAUUUUAAAGACUAUGAUAUACUGACCAGCAAAGGAGAAACUGAAUAAUUCACAAUCAAUAAAAGAGUGAGACAAGGUGACUGUUUCAUCAUUCAAUCUAAAGCUAAAGCAUGUAGUAAAAAAUUUUAGUGAAGGAAAUUCUGGUAGAGGUCAAAAAAUAGCAUGCGCGGACGACGUAAUUUUAAUUAAAAAAAUAAGAAACAUAAUGGAAAGUAUGUUGAAGAAACUUACAAAAGAGGGAGUGGAAAUGUGAUAGAAAUAAACAAAAAUUGAGGUAUGCAAGCAAUUCAGAAUCAAAACUUCAAAUAUAUAAGAAUUAAGAUAAGAGUAAUGGGGAAAGAUGAUCAGAAAUAGAAAAAAAAAAUAUAAGCAACCUAUAGCAUAUCGUUCGAAUAAGAAGAUGAAUUCCAAGGAGUAGGCUUCAGAAUCAGCCGACAGGGGUGAUUUGUUGUAGGUUAUACCUCGGAAUUGAAUAAUUUCUUAGAUUAAUUAACGAAUAACUACCCUACGCAACACCCUCUCUUGAUAAUGAAUUAAAAGUGGAAGCGGAAAUGUCGGGAAAAUUUAAAUUCUCUGAUUUUGCAAUACACUCGAUCCUGUAUCUAUUUAAUUCUCCUAGUUCAAUAUUUUCUCCAGUUCAGCUAUAGCAUCUAAAUCUUUUUAUAACUUUUCUUUUUCUUCAAAUAAACUAUCAGUAAUUUCCUGUUUUGUCAUUUUUUCAUUAACUGUCGGGAUAUUCUUUAUAUCUUUAGUUUAAUCUAAAGUACUAGCGGUCACUUCAUAUGAAUUUCUGGCAGGUGAAAUGGUUGCAAUAACUACUGAUUUCGUAUGUCCUCCCAAAUAAUCUUUGAGGGGAAUUUUGAAUCUCUAUAAAGAAUAUGUUUUUGUGAUUUGUCAACUAAAGCUUGAAUAACUCUACCAAGUGUUAAAAGAGAUUUGUUAAUAUUUCCCACCUACAUUAACCUCUAAGUUCAAUUUUCCAGUUCCAUAGGUUAUAUCACAUUUACAUAUAGCUCAAUCUAGGUUUAAAAACUGUUUGAAAGCUGCAUUUCCUAUCUUUUAAAACCAAUUCCCUGGGUCUAUGAUUGAUAUUUUGUUCCUCUUCUUGUUUACUUGAAGGCCUUAUACGAACAACCCCCAUGUAUAGUGCUUAUAUUUAAAAAUAUAGUUGAAUCCAAAAGUGAUGUUUUCCUGAGCCAUUGAGCAAAAUAUUGACACAUUAGUUCCAUUAAUUUUUGUUAUGUACAAUUAUUGCUUAGAAGAUACUAGUAGUUUUGCUUUUUGCACAUUAUUUCACAGCACGUUCAUAAAACUACUGUUGAAUAUUUUGUAUUCCAAAAUAUUACUUUUUGGAAGGUAAAUAGGUGAGUUGGAUAAUAUUAUGCAAGAAAAUACAAGUUUUCUGUAUUUCACAGCAUUGUAUGGCCUUAGUAAUUUUAGAUCAAACUUUUCUUGUUUAAUGGGUCAAAGUCAAAGAUAUACGAGAAAAUUAUAAUUUUUAUCCCGAUUUGAAAUGUAUUUUAUAUGACUAAAAUGCACGUUAUUGUCGAAAAUAUUUAACAUAAAAAAUAAAUAAAAACAUAAUUUAUUUUGAUAUUUUUCUUUAAUCGACUGUGUACAAUUUCUGUAUUUAGAAUAAUAAUUUUUCUAAUAAUAUAAAUUUUAGUCAUCAAACAUUUUAAAUCAGUUCUCGAUGUAACGUGUAAUCCCACAAAAUUUCCAAUUUAUCUUGGAACAGAUAAAUAGAUUUAAGAAUAUAAUUGUUAAUGAUUGUAAACAAUUAUAUAUGACAUAAAAGUGAAAUUUUCUUUUUUUUGUGAUAAUUUUUUAGUUGUAUUAAUUUUAUUUGUAUAAAAUUUGUGUGAAUAUGUAUAUAUGCAGAAAGUAAGGUAUUAUGUUGUGGUAAGAAGAACAUCAAUCUAGUUAUUGUUUCAUGCAACGGUCUUAAAUUUAUGACAAAAAAUAAAUGGAACAAUGAGGUGUGUAGCUACUCACCGACCUCAAAGUAAAAAUUGUGAUAAAAUACGUUUUUUUUUGUGAAAACGGUUGGUAAUUAGCUAAACAGCAUCACAUUGCAGAAAGAUAUAAAACUAACAAUUUACUCAGAUAAUGAACGUUGUCCAUAUAAUAAGGUUCCCAAGGAGUUGUGGCCCUAGAAACGCUGUCAAGCGGAAGUUUUAGUAGACUGACGUGUAGCUGGGCUCCAUUUUUCCCAGUUCCCGUCCCACGCUUCCAUUCGAUUCUCACAUCAAAACGUUUUGAGUGGUAACAUUCAUUCCUAACUGUCAGUCUCACACAACUCCCUUUCAGCCUAGACCCACCCAGUGAUUACCAUAUCUUCCUUGAAUUAAAGAAACUUUGAGCGGGACGACGAGGAGCUGAACGAAGAGGUUUUAAGCUAUCUUAACUACAAGCAAGCUAAUAACUAUUUUUCAUUGUGAAAAUUCAUUGGGACACUUAUUUAUGGAUAAAAUAUGACAUAAAAUAUGGAUCAAAACAAUUUCAUGAUACAGAGAAGAAUUAUCUGUAAACUGAUCGCAGUGAUAUUUUUUUAAAUCUAAAUUAAAUGUUCAUUUUAGUAUUUUCUGUAAUUGUUAGUUUACCAAAAUACUUACUAUGUACUCAAUAAAUCGUUAAAAUUGGUCCUAUCACUGCCAAAUCACGGUUUUAAAGGUAUGUUACCAAAACUUUUAUGUGCUGGUACGAAUUUUUAUACUUUAUCACAGUCUUGGUGGUGACUACCUGUACAAUGUAUGUUUAUUUAUUUACUAGUUUGUUUACAAUGCUAUUCAUUUAUAUGAAUUGGUGUGUUCUACAUGUUUCAAAUCUGAAUGUGUGAACCUUCACUGGAGCAGGAAUUCCAUUAUUAAGCCAACUUUGCAAUUGUUAAUGCAAUUGGGAGGCAAAAAUAAGCAGAUGAAUAAUAGAAAAUAACAAGUUAGUUAUAAAAUAAUUUGUCCACAGAUUGAUGAUAAUUUCUUACAAUAUUUAGUAAAGCCUGAAUUUGAAUGGUGUUUUUAAAAAAAUGUGUUAUUUUUUGUUUCAUGAAAUUGUAUAAAGUAUGAUAUUUUUAUCAGCAGGAUGUAUUUGUAUGGAACUAAUUUAAUCUAAAAAUGUUCUACAAAUUUUUUAUAACAAUGCCAAGUGCAAUAAUAAAUUAGUAAAAUCCAUAUUUUGUUUAAUUUACUCAGCGUGAAUAAUUUUCACGUGCUUAUAUCAAUAAAUGGGAUUCCAUACUUUACUUUUGAAGUGACCACGUGUGAAAUUACUUUUUUUUUUAAAUAUAAAUUAAAUCCUGUAUUUUCGAACAGCUAAGUCGUUAGUGGUGCAGCUAUGACCUAGAACACACAAUAAGUUUACAACUUAAGUUCCUCAUCAUUGCUUGACUUAUUCAUUAAUUUCCAUAGUAUAUAACCCAACUUCCUAACCCUAACGCAUUCAUGUCAUUAUAUUCGGGGGCCCUUGGCCUCCACAUCCUAAGCCACCUUAUAAACUACCAAGAACACAAUAAAGAAUUAUGAAGUAUACGAUAAAGCCCCGUACAUUGUAGUAGAAAACAAAAAUAUUAAGGUAAUUUUAAAAGUAUCAAAAAAAUUACCUGAAUAAGGGAGCAGCUAGACAUCUGUCACAACUAGGUCAGAAUUGAAGUGUCACGAACGUAGCACUGCUGACUCCAUAAUUAGCUCCUUGUUGUCAGGGAGAAUUGGAAACAACUGAAAAUAGCAAUCAAAUGCCUACAGCUACCACAAUUAACCUAAGAGGUGGGGUCUAUUCAAGAUAAUGAAAUGGAGGGCAAAGGAAGCUGAUUGGAAUAAAUGGACGAAGGCAUUGGAAAGCAUUGAAAUAGGCUUAAAAUAUGAUAAGUGGGAAAUGAAAAUUUCUACUUACUUUCUCAAGUUGACUUUUUUUACUUCUUACUACUACUACAAAAAAAUGAUACUGGAACCCUACCAAACUCAUUCAUACUAACCUAUUAACUUCAUCCGUAGGAACAUUGCGUUUAGGCAUUAUUUAAAACAAAAAGUUAAAUGUCAAAUCACACUAUAUAUAAAAUGGAACCAAUAACUAACGUCAAACUUUCCAAAAAAUAUACAAGAACACAACUUGCACUAAACUGAACAACUUACCAACUCAUAAACAUAAAUAUUAAUCAGAUAUCUAAGUUGAAAUUUCUGAAACCGUUAGUGAUAUUCACACUGAAUAAACUGUUUACAUCAUUCACAAUUACACUGAUGCGAUAAGCUACACCUUCACACUCACAAAUUUAAAAUAUUGCAAUUUUCUAUUCUUGUUAAAUAAUGCACUAUGUUUUUGACCUUUAUUUAAAAAUACUAUAGAACUAUUACAUAACUAAUUUAGACGUUUUUAAAAAGAUAAUUUUUCAUUUUAAAUAGAAAUAGGGUUUAGUUACCCUGAAUUGAGGGUAAACCAAAACAACAAAUUCUUCGAGAACAGUUUUAUUUCCCUUUUGUACAAAGUACUGAAAAAAAAUUAAAUAUUAACUCCAAUAGUACAUGUGAUAUUCUCAAAAAAAUUACACAAUUCAAUAUGAAAAUAUACUCAAUUACUUACAUGACUAGCACCCAAAGAAUACCAAAAAUUUUAUAUUUGUAUGACGAGAUUUCAUGAACAAAUGAUGAGAAAAAAAAUAUUACCCAAAACAGUUGAAAAUUGAACUGUCCUUGUUUGAGAGUUUUACGAAUUUUUUUGUAUUUUUUCAACUUU